AAAAAAAAAAAAAAAAGGAAAAGAAAGAGAAAAAGGAGGGAUAGUGGAGCGCAGGGCUUCGGCCGCCACCCACACGCAGCGUCCUCGCCUCAUCGCGGUCACGGCCGCCGCCCUCGGCCCCCCGCCACUCCCGGGUGGCCCAGCCCUCGGACCCCGCGACCGGCAGGGCGCUGCCCGCCGGCGGGGACCUCAGGGAUCAUGGCCCAAGUCGCAAUGUCCACCCUGCCCGUCGAAAACGAGGAGUCCUCGGACAGCAGGAUGGUGGUGACGUUCCUCGUGUCUGCGCUGGAGUCCAUGUGUAAAGAGCUGGCCAAGUCCAAAGCAGAGGUGGCCUGCAUCGCAAUGUAUGAGGCAGACGUGUUUGUCGUGGGCACGGAGAAAGGACGUGCUUUUGUGAACGCCAGGACGGAUCUGCAGAGGGAUUUUGCAAAAUACUGUGUUGCCGAAGGGCUGCCGGAGGUGAAACCCCCUCAUCCUGUCAACGGGAUGCAGAUCGACUCAGGGGAAACGGAAAUACUCAGAAAAGCCGUGGAGGACUAUUUCUGCUUUUGUUAUGGUAAAGCCCUGGGGACGACGGCGAUGGUGCCUGUUCCGUAUGAGAAGCUGCUGACGGACCAGGCAGCCGUGGUGGUGCAGGGGCUCCCAGAAGGGGUCCCCUUUCAACACCCUGAGAACUACGACCUUGCAACCCUGAAGUGGAUUUUGGAGAACAAAGCGGGGAUUUCGUUCACCAUCAAUAGGCCUUUCCUAGGUCCAGUGAAUCCACCAGGGGGACCAGGGGUGGUGACAGAUGCUGUGAGAUCUGUGACAUCACCAAGUGAAAGUUGUGUCCCCGUCAACGUGAAGACAGAACCCAUGGAAGAUUCCGGCAUUUCACUGAAAGCAGCAGCUGUGUCAGUCAAGAAAGAAUCAGAAGAUCCUAAUUACUAUCAGUAUAAUAUGCAAGACAGCCAUCAUUCUUCUGCAAGCAAUGAAGUAAUAGAAAUGGAGUUACCAAUGGAAGAGUCUACUCAGCCUGUCCCUCCAGAAACAAGUGAGGAUGCUGAAGCCGAGGUGAAAAUCGAAGGAAACACCAAUUCAUCCACUCUUACCAAUUCUGCAGUGGGUGUUGAAGAUCUUAACAUUGUCCAGGUGACAGUCCCAGAUAACGAGAAGGAAAAAUUAUCAAGCAUUGAAAAAAUAAAACAACUAAGAGAACAGGUCAAUGACCUCUUCAGCCGAAAAUUUGGUGAGGCGAUUGGAGUGGAUUUCCCUGUGAAGGUUCCCUACCGGAAAAUCACCUUCAACCCCGGCUGUGUGGUCAUUGAUGGCAUGCCCCCGGGGGUGGUGUUCAAAGCCCCCGGCUACCUGGAAAUCAGCUCCAUGCGGAGGAUCCUGGAUGCCGCAGAAUUUAUCAAAUUCACAGUCAUCAGACCACUUCCGGGACUCGAGCUCAGCAAUGUGGGCAAGAGAAAGAUAGACCAAGAGGGCCGGGUCUUUCAAGAAAAGUGGGAGCGAGCCUAUUUCUUCGUGGAAGUGCAGAACAUCCCUACGUGUCUGAUAUGCAAACAGAGCAUGUCGGUGUCCAAGGAAUACAACCUGCGACGCCACUAUCAAACCAACCACAGCAAGCACUACGACCAGUACACCGAGCGCAUGCGCGACGAGAAGCUCCGCGAGCUCAAGAAGGGGCUCAGAAAGUACCUCUUAGGGUCCUCGGACCUGGUGAGUCCCGAGCGAAAACCAGGCUUGGCCAACGUGAGUCCCAGGGAAAAAGCUGCCGUCCAGCCUGUAGAAGAUGUGGCCGGGAACUUAUGGGAGAAGUUACGUGAGAAGAUCAGAUCCUUUGUGGCCUAUUCCAUCGCCAUCGACGAGAUCACAGACAUCAAUAACACCACCCAGCUGGCCAUAUUCAUCCGAGGCGUCGAUGAGAAUUUCGACGUCUCCGAAGAGCUUUUGGACACGGUGCCCAUGACCGGCACAAAGUCUGCGAAUGAGAUCUUUCUGCGUGUGGAGAAAAGUCUUAAAAAGUUUAAUAUCGACUGGGCGAAACUGGUAAGCGUGGCCUCCACCGGCACCCCCGCCAUGGUCGAUGCCAACGACGGGCUUGUCACAAAACUGAAGUCCAAGGUGGCGACGGUUUGCAAGGGCUCCGACCUGAAGUCCGUCUGUUGCAUUAUUCACCCGGAAUCGCUCUGCGCUCAGAAGCUGAAGAUGGACCACAUCAUGAGCGUGGUCGUCAACGCCGUGAACUGGAUCUGCUCCCGCGGACUGAACCACCGUGAGUUCACGACUUUGCUCUACGAGCUGGACAGCCAGUACGGCAGCCUUCUCUACUACACCGAGAUCAAGUGGCUCAGCCGAGGGCUGGUGCUGAAGAGGUUCUUCGAAUCGCUGGAAGAAAUCGAUUCCUUCAUGUCCUCCAGAGGCAAGCCCCUGCCUCAGCUGAGCUCUGCGGAUUGGAUCAAAGACUUGGCCUUCCUGGUGGACAUGACCAUGCAUCUGAACACGCUGAACCUCUCGCUCCAAGGGCACUCCCAAAUCGUGACGCAGAUGUACGACCUGAUUCGGGCCUUUCUGGCCAAGCUGUGCCUCUGGGAAACUCAUCUGGCCAGGAAUAACCUGGCGCACUUUCCCACCCUGAAAUCGGUGUCCAGAAAUGAAAGCGACGGCCUCAACUAUAUCCCCAACAUUGUGGCGCUCAAGGCCGAGUUCCAGAAAAGGCUGUCCGAUUUCAAACUCUACGAAAGGGAACUGACCCUGUUCAGCUCCCCCUUCUCCGUGAAGAUCGAGAGCGUUCAGGAAGCGCUGCAGAUGGAGGUGAUUGACCUGCAGUGCAACACGGUCCUGAAAACCAAAUACGACAAGGUCGGAAUACCGGAGUUCUACAAAUACCUCUGGAGCAGCUACCCCAAGUACAGAACCCACUGCGCCAAGAUCCUGUCCAUGUUUGGCAGCACCUACGUCUGCGAGCAGCUCUUCUCCAUCAUGAAACUGAGUAAGACGGAAUACUGCUCCCAGUUAAAGGACUCCCGGUGGGAUUCCGUCCUCCACAUCGCCACGUGACCUCGCCCCGGCAGGGUGCCCGGGCCCCGGAAGCCUAGACGCCGCUAGGGCCGCAGGUUGUCAGAUGAGCAAAUGAGUUCUUACAUUUUUCUGGCGUUCCGUUUUUUCCACCUUGACUGGGAAAUACCAUUUGCGGUAUCAGACCUGUUUGUAUGACAUUUUGUGCUUCCCCACGGCCCAGUAAAAAUCAAGAAAGUUUCUCGUA
Phacochoerus africanus (Common warthog) is the source of this 3250-nucleotide messenger RNA. Its product is annotated as general transcription factor II-I repeat domain-containing protein 2. Lineage: Eukaryota; Metazoa; Chordata; Mammalia; Artiodactyla; Suidae. The record is from RefSeq and is a predicted model, not a curated record. The coding region runs from base 199 to 3045 and encodes 948 amino acids. The transcript has 16 exons. Gene Ontology annotation, cellular component: nucleus.